UUGUAGCGGUAUAAUAUUAUUAAUGAAAAUGAUGUUAUUAAAUUCCAUUUACUAGUUUUGUCCAAAAUGAAGUUAUUUUAUUUAUGUCCGUUAUUAAUGGGCAUAAUUUUAUUCGAGUUUCGACCAAUAAUGACGGCAUUUAACUUCUAUUUGCUAAAAGCUACAGCAAACAACUGCUUACAAGACAGAAGUAAUUUGUGGUUAGAUCUGGUGUACAAUGUCUCGAUUCCUCUACCCAACAGUAACAACUACUAUACGAUUUUUAGAGAGAUCACCGAGUCUAUGAACAUUACGGUACGCAGCAACAUGUACAAGAAAGUAAAAAAAGACUGGAAAUUGGAACCAGCCUUAUCGGGAAAAUCUAUCCGGACGUGUGCAUUUUUAAAAUAUGACAUAGCCUUAAUUCCAAUAUUCAGAUUGUUUGCAGAGAUAGGACAUUCGUGUCCUAUAAAAAAAGGUAAACGCCUAAUUUUUAACAACCAUAUUUCAAGUCCAUUCCAUCCGGUAUUCAUGCCUGGCUGCUGGAAUCUUACACUAGAAUGGCUUGACUCGAACAAAAAAGUUAUAACUUGCGUUUCGUUUGUAACGUUACAGUCAGUUGAUUCUAACUAUGAAGUCGACCGAAAUAAUUGUUAUUAAAAUAAGGACAACUGCAAUUUAUUUAAAUAAUAUUAUCUUUAAGUGCAAUAUUAACAAUUAAGUAUUAUAAUAAGA
Messenger RNA from Adelges cooleyi (spruce gall adelgid), 714 nucleotides. RefSeq lists its product as uncharacterized. The transcript is spliced from 4 exons. The record is from RefSeq and is a predicted model, not a curated record. Lineage: Eukaryota; Metazoa; Arthropoda; Insecta; Hemiptera; Adelgidae. Bases 67 to 639 code for a protein of 190 amino acids.